AUGGUCGCCAAGAAGUUGACGGACGACGAGAUCGAGGGGUUGCAGAUUAAAUGCUAUGAGUCCGAAUGGUCUUUGAGGGACGACAGUGCGCUAUGUCAUAUUUUGGAAGGAUGUCGUGACUACUACACUCAUCAUGUAGAGAAGCUCGAAGGCGAAUUGAAUAAAAUAAAUCAACUGGCAGCGCUGUUGAACUCCGGUGUUGGACAUUUAAAUGGGUCUAUUAUUCAUGCUGCUAACUCGAGGUUUUUGCAACAGCAUUUGGCUGAGGAUGCUACCUCAGGGUUCCCUCCGACUGAGGAAGUUGUAAGUAAUUCGGGUGAUGGCCGGGCCGAUACUAUUGCUACACUCAGUGCUGCAAUUCGUCAGGGAAUUUCCGCUACGAACCGUGCACAAAACAUCACCGAUCUGUGUUCAAACCGACCUAUUAUCGGGUCACAGAGCUUCAAGGAUUCGCUCCUAUCUCACAAGCCGACUACCGAAAAGCCGGUAUCAGAAAGACUGGCUAACCCAUCCUCGUCAACGUCCGAACCGCUUCCAUCUCGUUAUCGUAAAGCCUCUACAUCAGCCAGUGAAGAAAGCUCUGGACAAAGGCCGCAUUCGUUCGAGCAGCCAACGUUGGAGCCUCCUAGUCUGAACCCAAGCUCUGAGAUAUUACCGCCUCCUAUUAUUCCUGCGAAGAUCUCACCCGUUUUACGACCGCCUACUUACGUUCCUGUUCCAAAAUCUGAAAGCAGUAGCAGUAGUGAAGUUACUGUAGACAAUAAUGUGAAGCCAGUGGAAGAUCUAUCUCGUCCCAUCGAAAAGGUGUUGGACAUCCGCGGUGUCAUCCACAAAAAAGACGACACGUCCGAUAUCCGAGGAGUAGUACACAAAAAAGAUGACACGUCCGACAUCCGAGGAGUCAUACCGAAAAAAGACGACCGCGUCACGAGUGCUCCCUUGACUGGGAAAUCUUACGGUGCUCCAAACGUCAGUGCCAACGUUACUCCCAAGACAGAAGCUAACAAAAAAGAAGAAGACAAGUCAGAUAUUUCAACGUCGAGUUUGGGCAAGACAGAACCCCCUUCUGAGCAAAAGCGUACUGAAGUGAAGAGUCAACCUGUUGCGGAAGAAAAGUACAAGGAGAAAGACCACCAGGAGAGAAAAGUGGCAGAUAGUGGCGGAGGGAAACCCGCAAGUCAUGGAAUAACUGCUCAAAGCAUAACGAAAAAGUAUGCGAGCAUUUUUGAUUCCGAUAGUGAUGAUGAUGCAUUAUUUCUUGAUCCACGGAAGACUUUGCCCACCACCACUGCUAAGAAAGAUGAGGAUACCAUGAAGAAGAUACAGGUCCCUAAAAAACUCGAAACUACCGACUUCGCUAAAAAGCUUGCUGAAAAGUUGACAAAAGGACCAACGCUGCCCCCUCCAGCGCCGGUUGCGAAGUCGGUCACCAAAGCGCCAGAGCUGAAAGGCAGCCUAAAAGAGGAUCCAGAUGUUCCGCCAACGUGGCCACUUCCAUCGGUUUCCAAGACACGUGCUCGAGGUCCCACUCGCCGGCCACCAUCACGUUCAAAGCCAAGUACAACUGGAACCGAUGCCAAGGUACCAGAAAAAGCACCCGUCAGUGCUUCUGUGGCUGUUCCGUCAAAUAGUCGUACUGAAGUGCCUGUCAAGAAAGAAACUGACAAAGUGCCAAGUGUCGAACGAAAAGUUGAAAGUACAGCUAGCACCAAACCUGCCGAUCAGAUAAGCGAGCCACCGAAGCCACGUGAAGAUGUAACCACGAAAUCCACCGCUGCACCUCGACCGAAUAUACCCAAAGCGGCUCGUUCAUUUUUUGACUCAGAAAGUGAUGAAGAAAACGAACCGAUCAUUACCAACCAACGUGUGGAAGCCAAGACUUCAGUAACCUCCGCUGCCUCAAAAGGAGACUCAUCUGUUCGUGCGAAACCUGUCUCCGAUAGUUCUCCCAAAGUCUCCGUGAGCAGUAAAGGAGCUCCCACACAGAAGACCACGAAAUCGCAAUUCGCAAAAGGCCUAUUCGACGACGAUGAAGAAGAUGACGAUCUGUCGAUGUUCAGGAAACCUAAGGGAAGCUAA
Haemonchus placei is the source of this 2079-nucleotide messenger RNA. The record is from the annotation of a GenBank genome assembly. Lineage: Eukaryota; Metazoa; Nematoda; Chromadorea; Rhabditida; Trichostrongylidae.